Molecule: messenger RNA, 711 nt
Organism: Cordyceps militaris CM01
Lineage: Eukaryota; Fungi; Ascomycota; Sordariomycetes; Hypocreales; Cordycipitaceae
Exons: 2
Coding region: 1-711 (236 amino acids)
Source: RefSeq, a predicted model, not a curated record
AUGCAUCGCUUCCACCAGCUGCUCGCCAUCGCCAUGGCUGCUGCCACGUCUGUCGCAGCGGCCGACCCCGUCGUGACGAGCCUCCUGCUGCCCUACAACGAUCCCCAGUCCUUUGUCGCCACCGUCCUCAACGUUGACGCGUCGGCCACAACGUAUGCCUACACCUGCGCGAGCGGUGUCAACUCUGACGACUGCGGCAUGGCGACGCACGGCACCAUUGUCCAGGGCCCAUCGACCUGGCGUAUGACGUUGUCGCAGAGCGACGAAGACGGCCUGUUUGCUUUGACGGCCGCAUGCGCCCUCACCUCGUCCAGAAAUGAAGCCAGCUGCACCUUGUCCGAAACUAUGUCUGACAGCGAGACCCAAGCCUCGAGCACAAAGACGGGCAUGACGACGAGCUACCUUUCAGACCUUCAGGCCGUCACUCUGGUUGCCGGUCUCGACAAGCUCACCGAUGGCGCCGUGCUGCCGACGCCGAGCACGGCAUCACCCACACCGAGUGGCAGCAGCUCCGGCCCUACAAACACUGGAGGCGUGUCACCGUCUUCGUCCGGUGCUGCCUCCACCUCGGCUGCUUCUUCCGCGUCCUCAUCGAGCGCCACCUCCUCUGCGAGUGCCUCCAAGACAGCCACGCCCAACGCCGCACCGGCUGCGACCCAGCAGGCGCUGCUGGCUGGUGUCGCCGCCCUCGUGGGCGCUCUUGCACUCUAA